Molecule: messenger RNA, 2208 nt
Organism: Pterocles gutturalis (yellow-throated sandgrouse)
Lineage: Eukaryota; Metazoa; Chordata; Aves; Pterocliformes; Pteroclidae
Product: integrin alpha-11-like
Biological process (GO): cell-cell adhesion; cell adhesion mediated by integrin; cell-matrix adhesion
Cellular component (GO): integrin complex; external side of plasma membrane
Molecular function (GO): integrin binding
Source: RefSeq, a predicted model, not a curated record
AUGGGAAGCAGAGCACCGGGAGCAGGCAGGGAGCCGCUUGGCCGUGCUCACCCCGUGCACGCUUCCCUUCCAGGUUACACCGUCUCCUCCGUCAUAUCCACCAAGCACGAGCGGAUUUACGUUGCGGGAGCGCCCAGGUUCAACCACACCGGGAAAGUCAUCCUCUUCAGCAUGCACAACAACCGCAACCUCACCAUCCACCAGGCGCUGAAGGGUGAGCAGAUCGGCUCCUACUACGGCAGCGAGAUCAACUCCCUGGACGUCAACGGCGACGGCGUCACCGACGUCCUGCUGGUGGGAGCCCCCAUGUACUUCAGCGAGGGCAGGGAGAGGGGCAAGGUCUAUGUCUACACCCUGCGCGAGAACCACUUCGUUUCCAGCGGUGCCCUCAUAGAUCUGCAGAGCUACCAGAACUCCCGCUUCGGCUCCUGCAUCGCCGCCGUGCCCGACCUCAACCAGGACUCCUACAACGACCUCGUCGUCGGGGCACCUUUGGAGGACGAGCACCAAGGAGCGAUAUACAUCUUCCUCGGCUUCAAAGAGACCGUCCUGAAGAAGUACAAGCAGCGCAUCGCAGCCGCCGACCUCGCGCCAGGCCUGAUGUAUUUUGGAUGCAGCAUCCACGGACAGCUGGACCUGAACGAAGACGGGCUGGUGGACUUGGCCGUUGGCUCUCUGGGGAACGCCGUGCUGCUGUGGUCCCGCAGCGUGGUCCAGAUCAACGCCAGCAUCCGCUUCGAACCCGCCAAAAUCAACAUCUUCACCAAGGACUGCAAACGCAACGGGAAGGAUGCCACCUGCAUGUCAGCCUUCGUCUGCUUCACCGCCCUCUUCCUCUCGGCUCACUUCCAGACCGCCAGCGUGGGNCUGCGGUACAACACUACCGUCGACGAGCGCCGGUACACGCCGCGGGCACACCUGGACGAGAGCGGGGAGCGGCACACGCAGAAGGGGCUGCUGCUGCUCGGUGGCCAGGAGCACUGUGACCGGCUCCAGUUCCACGUCCUGGACACAGCGGACUAUGUGAAGCCGGUGACGUUCUCCAUCGACUACGAGCUGGAGCACCCUGAGAACGGCCCCAUGCUGGACGACGGCUGGCCCACCUCACUCAAGGGCUCGGUCCCUUUCUGGAACGGGUGCAAUGAGGAUGAGCACUGCGUCCCUGAUCUGGUCCUGGAUGCCAAAAGCGACGUGCCCAGUGCCAUGGAGUACUGCCGGCGGGCGCUGCGGAGGGCUCCGCCGGACUGCUCCGCCUUCAGCCUCUCCUUCGACGCCUCCGUCUUCGUCAUCGAGAGUAGCAGGAGGAGGGUGGCCGUGGAGGCGGUGCUGGAGAACCGAGGAGAAAACGCCUACAGCACGGUCCUCAACAUCUCCUUCUCCAGAAACCUCCAGUUCGCCAGCUUGAUCCCCAAGGAUGACACGGACAUCAACAUCGACUGCAUGACCGAAGACAAGAACCCCAACAAGAAAGUGUGCAACGUGAGCUACCCCUUCUUCCGAGCCAAGGCCAAGGUAGCUUUCCGCCUGGAUUUCGAAUUCAGCAAGUCGGUUUUCCUUCAAGGCAUGGAGAUCUACUUGGUCGCCAGCAGCGACAGUGAGGAGAAGGAGAGCACCAAGGAGGACAACUUCGCCCACCUGAAUUUCCACCUGAAGUACGAAGCCGACCUGCUCUUCACCAGGACAUCGAGCCUGGACUACUACGAGAUCAGGUCCAACAGCUCCCUGGAGGGGUAUGACAGCAUCGGCCCCCCCUUUCAUUGCACCUUCAAGCUGCAGAACCUGGGCUUCUUCCCCGUGGAGGGGGCGACCAUCAAGCUCACCGUCCCCGUGGCCACCCGGGGCGAUGGCAACCGCCUCCUGCUCCUCACCGAGUUCAUGGUGGACCAGGAGAACACGACCUGCAACAUCUGGGGAAACACCACUGACUACCGCAGGACGCCCACCCUCUCCCGCACCCCCCACCUGAACCACAGCAACUCCGACGUGGUUUCCAUCGACUGCAAUGUGAAAUUAGCCCCCAACGAGGAGAUGAGCUUGCACUUGCGUGGCAACCUGUGGAUGAAGUCUCUGAAAGCACUGAAGUUCAAGUCACUGAAGGUCACCAUGAACGCCGCAAUCCAGCGACGCUUCGGGAGCCCCUUCAUCUUCCGCGAGGAAGACCCCAGCCGCCAGAUAACGUUUGAAAUCUCCAAGGCGGAGGAGUCGCAG